AUGAGUGUCAAAAUGGACAUGCUGGAAAAAGGUACUGGAUUCGGCAGGAACACCUUGACUGGUUCUUGGCAUCCAGCAAACACAGCUAUGGGGCAAUCAGCCUCAGCUCCACCUCUGUCUCGUGGCAGCAUCCGGCUUGGAAGAGCACAUCUGGCUGCUAGGUCCAGAACAGAGGAGCAGGCAGCUCUGCAGCAGGACCAGGUACAGCAGGAUAAGGUCUGGAGGGAGUCUGUGGAGGCUGAACGAAGAGGAAGAAAAAUCUGGCACCAGAACUGGAGUUUCCUAAAGGACUAUGACCAAAUGGGUAACAAAAAGGAACAGAAGCCUCUACCAGACUACAUGUCUGUGUUUUCAAACACAGUUCCCAAUUCCACCAACCAGAACAUUGGCAGCAGGAUGAAUACUGAACUUGGCAAGAUGCUGAUAAGCAUGGAUUACCUCUUCAGCAGGGGAGCACAAAAGAGGAAACUUGAAGAUGACCUCCAGCUUUCCUAAUGCUUCAAGUAAAAAUACCAGUAACAAAGCAAGUGAAAGAGAUCUAGCUAACAG
Lagopus leucura (white-tailed ptarmigan) is the source of this 549-nucleotide messenger RNA. It is a transcript of the gene CIMIP5, whose product is annotated as chromosome unknown C2orf50 homolog. The transcript has 3 exons. Lineage: Eukaryota; Metazoa; Chordata; Aves; Galliformes; Phasianidae. Bases 1 to 495 code for a protein of 164 amino acids. The record is from RefSeq and is a predicted model, not a curated record.